AUGGACUUGAGCCUUGUCAACAAGUUAUUCUUGGCAUGGUUUGACCUAACACUACCAUUCUCCAAUCUGCAGCAGACCUCGGGACGUUCCAACUCUAGGAACAGGAUAUCGCGACCAUUCCUGGGAAGAUCCCUCAUUCAAAGUGCCCCCACACGCAAUGACUUAGUAUUGACUGGAGAUGAGGUGACUCUUGAAGAUGGCAUAAAUGUCAACAAGGAACAUUUUGAAUACCUGCUUGACACCCCGAAGGACUCUCUGUUCUGCCGCGACAUGGUGAGAGCUCUAUGGAGCGCGGAGCAGCUGGCAGAGAGAAGUUUAACAGGAGAAGCCUGCCGUCCUUUUCUAAAACAAGGCGCAGAGGGGAAGCGACGCCUCACCCCAAAAAAAUUGGAUGCCCUUGGAAAUGCCUACUGGGAGUACCUGGAAAGAAGAACACCUCCAAGCGAUUCAAAGCAGGAACGAUUUAAGGUGCUUCCUAGUUAUGUUCGUAACCUGCUGUCUGACAUCAACUGA
Messenger RNA from Ornithodoros turicata, 513 nucleotides. RefSeq lists its product as uncharacterized. NCBI's taxonomy places the organism in Eukaryota, Metazoa, Arthropoda, Arachnida, Ixodida, Argasidae. Gene Ontology annotation, molecular function: DNA binding. The coding region runs from base 1 to 513 and encodes 170 amino acids. The record is from RefSeq and is a predicted model, not a curated record. Gene Ontology annotation, biological process: negative regulation of DNA-templated transcription. The transcript is spliced from 4 exons.